GCCACCACUCAUAACAAAAAGAGAUUAUCAUCUCACCUCAUUUGUACAUGGAGAGUACUCUUCCCUGUAAUUUCCUUCUACUACUUCUUCUACUUAUCCUUCCUGUAUAUUUUCUCAUCACAUUAUUCAAAGGCAGAAAUGACCGAAAUAAACCCAACUUCCCACCUGGUCCUCCUAAGCUUCCAAUCAUUGGUAAUUUACAUCAACUUGCAAAACCUCCUCAUCAAGCACUAUCAAAACUAUCAAAAAUAUAUGGUCCGGUCAUGCUACUACAACUUGGCAGUGCACCAACAAUUGUAAUCUCCUCCGCUGAAGCUGCCCAACAAAUCUUGAAAACACUUGAUCUUGAGUUUUGUACCAGACCUCAACUUGCUGGACCAAAACGUCUUUCGUAUAACUACAAAGAUAUGGCCUUUUGCCCAUAUGGAGAUUAUUGGAGAGAAAUUGGAAAAAUAUGUGUUCUUGAACUUUAUAGUACAAAAAGGGUGCAAUCUUUUAAGGUAGUCAGGGCAGAGGAAGUCCGCGUUUUGAUCGAAUCCAUAUCAUCUUAUUCUUCAAAUACUACUCCUGUUGAUGUUUUAGAAGAGUUAACAAGUUUUACGCACAAAACAAUCUCCAGAGUUGCUUUUGGUUGCGCAACUGGUCAAAGUAGGAACCAAUUUAAUGAUGGAACACUCACGGCAAUUCUUAAGGAAGUCGUGGUUGUUUUGAGUGGUUUCUCGGCGACCGACUUCUUUCCGAAGGUAGGUUGGAUUGUUGAUAGGAUCAUUGGAAUGCACAGAAAAACUGAAAAAUGCUUCCAUGAUUUGGACAAAUUUUUUCAACAAAUGAUAGACGAACAUGUCAACCCGGAGAGACUGAAACUGGAUCAUGAAGACAUCAUAGACGUUUUUCUUAAGCUAGAGAAGGAUCAACAGAGUACGAUUCAUCUCACACACGACCAUAUCAAAGCAAUUCUUAUGAACGUAUUUCUUGGUGGAGUAGACUCACCGGCUGUAGCAGUGAGUUGGGCAAUGGCAGAACUGACUAAAAAUCCAAAAGCAAUGAAGAAAGUUCAAGAAGAGAUUAGAAACUAUGUGGGAUCAAACGGGAAGGUAGAAGAAUCAGACCUUGAUAAUUUCAAAUACUUAAAAAUGGUAGUUAAAGAAACUCUGAGGUUGCAUCCACCAGCUCCAUUGCUUCUAAGAGAAAGCAUGGAACAUAGUAAGAUCAAUGGAUACGACAUAUACCCCAAAACAAGGGUUCUAAUAAAUGUAUGGGAAAAUGGGAGGAGUCCACAAUAUUGGAAAAACCCAGAAGAGUUUUCCCCAGAGAGAUUCAAAGAUAGUUCCAUCGAUUAUCUUGGAAGCCAAAAUUUUGAAUACAUACCUUUUGGGGGAGGUAGAAGGGGUUGCCCAGGAAUGAAUAUGGCAGUCGUGUUAACAGAGCUUGUCCUUGCUAAUGUAUUGUACGCUUUCGAUUGGGAAUUACCAAAAGGAAUGAAGAAGGAAGACAUAAGCAUGGAGGAAUCAUUAUCAGGCCUUAUUAUUCAUAAGAAAAUUCCGCUUAAGCUUGUACCCAUCAAGUUUGUAUGACUGGGAGAAAUCUGAUUAAAUAAGAGAAAACUACAUUUGUGUGCUAAAUGUAUAUGCAUGAAUAUUUUUUAUA
Papaver somniferum (opium poppy) is the source of this 1647-nucleotide messenger RNA. Its product is annotated as cytochrome P450 71B9-like. Gene Ontology annotation, molecular function: oxidoreductase activity, acting on paired donors, with incorporation or reduction of molecular oxygen; heme binding; iron ion binding. Bases 48 to 1574 code for a protein of 508 amino acids. The transcript is spliced from 2 exons. The record is from RefSeq and is a predicted model, not a curated record. Lineage: Eukaryota; Viridiplantae; Streptophyta; Magnoliopsida; Ranunculales; Papaveraceae.